Diplodia corticola is the source of this 894-nucleotide messenger RNA. RefSeq names its product btb poz domain containing protein. The record is from RefSeq and is a predicted model, not a curated record. The transcript is spliced from 3 exons. Bases 1 to 894 code for a protein of 297 amino acids. Lineage: Eukaryota; Fungi; Ascomycota; Dothideomycetes; Botryosphaeriales; Botryosphaeriaceae.
AUGGCAGCGCCAGAUCGCGCACGACUGGGCGACGAACCCGAGUCACCGGCACCCGCUCGUUCCGACCCUCCGACUGGCCCUGUCAAGUUCAAACCUCUAGCAGUCAGGCAUGGCCACGAUCCUAUGACGUGUUUCGCUGGCCCCAGCAUCUUGAUUGUAGUUGGCGGGCCCCCCUUGGGAGAGCCUAUGAGGUUCUGCGUCCAGGAAGCUCUCAUUUGUCGCUACAGCGCCUUAUUCCACACUGAACUGAAGGAAUCCGAGACUAAGACAUUCAAGUUUCCAGAAGAUCACCCGUCCACCUUCUUACGGUGUAUGUUCUGGCUGUACACCGGAGAGAUAAACUUUGGACACGGGGAAGCCACCUGGGACAGUUUGACUAACAAACUUGAGGAGGCUUAUCAGACGCAAGUGAAGGAUGAUGAGGAUCAUGGUGAUGAAGGCAAUAGUGGUAACGGUGACACCGAAGGCCCUUCUAUGUCCAUCCUAACUGACCUCUGGAUCCUCGGCUAUAGGCUGCAAAUGCCUGCACUGCAGAACGCCGUCACUCGCACGAUUUUUGGACUACUGCGUCACAAUCCAGACCGCGUCCGGAUUUGCCUGGACGCCACGACGAUAAACAACGUCUACGUCUGCACACCUCCCGACGUGCCGCUUCGCUCGCUCAUCAUUGACAUGGCUCUACUCAUUGAGCAUCACGACAAUCUUUGCAGAAUCACGGAGGUCGCUACACCAGAGAUAGUCUCGGACAUGGCUAAGAGGGCCUUUUACUUUAUGAAAAAGGCUAGACCGAACUACUUGACCCCGUACGAACGCUUGCAGAAGUUGUGGCGGCGUUAUGCAGUUGGGUUAGUAAGGAGAGAAGACUUGUUCGAACAAGACGCAAAAGAUACAUAG